Paramecium tetraurelia is the source of this 2091-nucleotide messenger RNA. RefSeq lists its product as uncharacterized. The record is from RefSeq and is a predicted model, not a curated record. The transcript has a single exon. Lineage: Eukaryota; Ciliophora; Oligohymenophorea; Peniculida; Parameciidae.
AUGCAAUAGGCAUCAACUUAAGAUUAAUUCUCUUUUGUUAGUCCUCCCAACUAAGAUAAUCCAACUCAAAUCACCAUCUUCUAGUCAAGUGCAAUGUAAACCUCAAUAUUCAUUUUUAGAUUUGGAUAAGAUACUAAGGAAACUUCAAUUAUAUCGGUUACUAAACACACUCCCCUAACUCCAAAUCAGCACUUAUACAAUAUUCUUGAAUAAUUUGGCAGCACUUUAGCAAGGUGUUUGGCCUUGAAAAUGAUCGGCAUACAGAGUUAUUUGAAAUAAUCAUUUGAAUACUUAAAUCACAACAUUCAGGACUUGAAAAUGCUUAUAUUUAAUGCAUAGGUGAUGUAUGCUUCUAAAAACCAGACGAAAGAAUUUGAAUUGGCUAGAGAUGAAUAAUGCACUUAAAUCUAAGCAUUAAUCAAUGGAAUUGAAGAUGACAGCUGCAAAUAGGCUCUAUCUAAUUUAUUAGGCAAAAUAGAAGAAGUUAGAUUUUCAAGUUAAUAUACCUUAAAAAUAGCAGAACUGCUUGAAACUGAAACUAUUUAUUUUCGAGUAAUUGAAGAAGAUAAAAGCAUGAAGACUUUCAUUGAUUUAAUCAAAAAAGACUCUAUCAUAAUUGCCUAACAGCUUUGUCCUUAUCUUAUUGUAUUGAGUGCAGUAUUUAAAGAGGUGCUUAAGUUAGAUAUGAUUCAUUAAACAUAAUAGAAUUCUUAUAGUCUAGAAAAAUUUGUAAAUCAUCUACAAUAAUUAAAUAAAGACUAGGACAUCUCAUCAUAUUGUGAAAUAAUCUCGAAAAUUUACCCUAGGCUUAAGGAUCACUUUACAGAAAUAGAAGAAAUUAGAGGUAAAAAAAGGAAUUAUUUUCAAUGUCAGUUAGCGGAUGAAGAUAAGGAUAUUUUAAACUUGUUUUAUGACAAACAAAGCAUUUAUGUGCUGUAAUUUCCACUAGAUAAGGUACUUCCUGAAGAAAUAUGUGAGUUGAUUUAAUUGACAUACUUUUUAAUUACUCAAGGAUAAAAGAAGGUUACCUAAUAAAAUAUAGAGACUAAAAUCUAAAAAAUAUUAUAGAAUGAAUAAUUUAAACAGUAUUCGUUCAUUUUUGACUUGAUUGCUGAUUGUGUUCAUCAAAGCUAAUUGAAAUUGCUAUUUUAUGGAUAUGUCCAAUGCAUUCUAGAUACUAGAUUUAUCAAAUUUACUAGUCACCUUCAAACAGACUUAACAACAUUAAACUAAUUAUCUCAGAAGCCAUAAGCAAUGUUGACUGAGUAACAAUUGUAAUAAUUGAAAGACAUGCUUUGUAUAACAAGAAGGUAGAAUUUACAAUUCCAAGACUUCACUUAGAUAAUCAAUUCAGCAGGUUAGAUUGAAACUCUGGUGGCAACAAAAUAUCAGGAAGCUCUUGAGGAGGCAACUAUUGAAUUAGAAAAUUAGUUAAAGGAGAGUCAUGAGAUCAAUGAGUUGAUCAUCAAUAAAGAACCCGCAGCCCUGUAAAUAAGGGCUAAGAAAUUGAAAUCACUUAUGGAAUUGUUUCUUAGAUUCUACAAAGUGUCAAAUGAGACUCUUUAAAAGUUGUUCCUUUAUUAUGAAAAAGUCUACGAGAUCAAAUAAUAACCAUCCACCAUUUUCCAAAAACAGAAGGUGCCAGUUGCAAAAGAUUAUUUGAGUACAGUGUAAAAUCAAAAGAAGACUCAGAAUUGGAUUGAAAUACAGAACCAAAUCUUAAAUGAUGAAGUAUUGGGAACAGAGAAAAACUACUAUAGACCCAGUGUAUACAAAAUAUUUAAGGGUUUGACUAAUCAAUAAACAAUUCCGAGUUCUGCAUCUUUGCAAAAGAUUUUGAGGAGCUUUUAAGCUAAGUAUUAGAACACAUAUGCUAAUUAAAUCCAAAGUGAUUUUGUUAAUUUAUUGAAGGAGAUUAUACAAUAUUCAUAAGACAAAUAAGUCAUCACCUUUGAAACAAAUUUUAGAAAAUAUUACAAAAAGGAAUUCAAAGAGUAAUUGAUGGAGUUGCCUCAAAAUUAAUUUGAAAGUUUGACUUACGCAUUAAAAGUGGUUUAAGCAAUAGAGGAUUAAUAGCAAUAAAAUAAUUGA